UCCUGUUCGCCGAGUGACGACACCGCACGGCCUCUCCUAUCGGGCGUAGACCAGCGCCUGCGCACUAGCAAAGUGACCGGCAGGAUAGACGGAUCUGUGACGCCGGGCAGAGCAGACGGGAAGAUGUCCGGUCACUGGCAGCAGAGCGGGGCCCGCGGGAAGGACUUCACUAGUAUCAUACAGACAUGCAGCGGCAACAUCCAGAGGAUCACCAACAACACUGCUCAGAUUCAGACGUUACUAAAUCAGCUUGGAACCAGUAAAGAUUCAAGUAAACUUCAGCAGAACCUAGAGCAGAUUCAACAUUCCACAAAUGUCUUGGCGAAGGAAACAAACACUUAUUUGAAGGAUCUUGCCUUGGUUCCUGCUCCGCUGUCUCCAAAUGAGCAGCGUCAGCAGAAGCUGCAGAAGGAGCGUCUUAUGAAUGAUUUCUCUGCUGCACUAAAUCGUUUCCAAGCUGUCCAGAGACAAGUGUCUGAGAAGGAAAAGGAGACGGUUGCUCGUGCAAGAGCUGGAUCUCGUCUGUCGGGAGAUGAAAGGCAGAAGGAAGAGCAGCUUGUUUCAUUCGACAACAAUGAGGACUGGAACCAGAUGCAGGACCAAGAAGAAGAUCUUGGAAUUACGGAGCAGGACCUGGAACUCAUCAAAGAGAGAGAAAGUGCCAUCGUGAAAUUAGAGGCGGACAUUCUGGAUGUCAAUCAGAUUUUUAAAGACCUGGCAGUAAUGAUUCAUGAUCAAGGAGAAAUGAUUGAUAGUAUAGAAGCCAAUGUUGAAAGUGCUGAAGUUCAUGUAGAAAGAGGGACUGAACAAUUACAGAGAGCAGCAUAUUACCAGAAAAAGUCCCGGAAGAAGAUUUGCAUUUUGGUUCUGGUCCUUGCAAUUGUAGCUAUAAUUCUGGGCAUUAUUAUAUGGCUUGCAGUAAAAUCCUGAGCCAUGCAGCCUAUACUGGAGAGGACCCAGAACUCCUGAAAAUGUCUCCCAUUGUUCUGUAUAUAUUGAGAUUCUGCUGUGCAAAAAACAAAAACAAAAAAACAAAAAAAACAACCAUAAAUGUGAAAGACAGUAUUCUGAAAGCACACAGAAAGGGAAUGCAAGCAAGAGCCUGCAUAGAAAACUACAGUAACUGCACAGACUGCGAACGUAUGACAGCUAGCCUGAAAAAAACAAAAACUAACAUUUACUAUGCAGUUGACCUUCUAGUCAGCCCAAUAGUACCUUUUAGCAAUUCAUUGUGUGAGACACUACGCUGGUUACUACCAUUCAGCUGCUGGGUUCCUGAGUGCUGUAGAGCAGACCCUAAUACAUUCUGGCUUUUUUAAUAGCACUGUGCAAACAGUGGUGAGGAAUAACAGCCAAUCAUUCUGCUAAAAAGCUUAUUUUUGAUUGGUUACUCUAGAUGACUGCUUUUUGCACUAUGUUCUUAAAUAAAGCCCACUGUAGAUGACAUCAUGCCUAUUUACAAAAAUUUGUGCUUUCCUGCACAGAGGGCCUUAUUAAUAAAAGUCAAGUAGGAAUUGUUCUUUCUGUCCGUAGCCAAGGCCUUUCAUUCUCCUGUAUUACACUGUAAGUGAAUGGGGCUUUCUGGUUGCAGCAAGAAAUGCUUUUUCUUUAGACACUUUGUUAAAUAAGACCUGUGUAUGUAGAAAAGACCUAACUUCAUUUAUACGUGCGUUUCUGUGUUUAAAAUCUGUGUGUUAGCAAUUAGAAAAAUCUUAAUAUUUUAUAUCACCGGGACAAAGUAAUUGUUCUUAUGGCUUGUGUUAUGUGUAUACACACUAAUUAUGUGAUAAUCUGUAUAUAUUUUCUCUCAUCCUUUCUUUAUACUUUUUGAAGUUGAAUCCUCUUGGAAUGACCCAAGUGAAGAGAACUAAUAUAUAUGUAUAGAAGUAAAAAUUUGCAACAGUGAAGUAAAAGACAAAGUACUGUU
This is a messenger RNA of Rana temporaria (common frog), 1927 nucleotides long. RefSeq names its product syntaxin 12 (gene STX12). The coding region runs from base 124 to 930 and encodes 268 amino acids. NCBI's taxonomy places the organism in Eukaryota, Metazoa, Chordata, Amphibia, Anura, Ranidae. Gene Ontology annotation, molecular function: SNAP receptor activity; SNARE binding. The record is from RefSeq and is a predicted model, not a curated record. Gene Ontology annotation, biological process: vesicle-mediated transport; vesicle fusion; intracellular protein transport. The transcript has 9 exons. Gene Ontology annotation, cellular component: postsynaptic recycling endosome; synaptic vesicle membrane; SNARE complex.